Messenger RNA from Hemicordylus capensis (graceful crag lizard), 7395 nucleotides. RefSeq names its product desmoglein-1-alpha-like. The transcript has 17 exons. Gene Ontology annotation, cellular component: desmosome; plasma membrane. The coding region runs from base 68 to 3886 and encodes 1272 amino acids. NCBI's taxonomy places the organism in Eukaryota, Metazoa, Chordata, Lepidosauria, Squamata, Cordylidae. Gene Ontology annotation, molecular function: calcium ion binding. Gene Ontology annotation, biological process: homophilic cell-cell adhesion. The record is from RefSeq and is a predicted model, not a curated record.
AUUAGGGGGGCCUGGCCCACCUGAGUUCCUGCACCACCACCACCCAGCAACAGAAACAUCAGAUGCAAUGGAUUGGCUUCCUGACAAGACAGCAGCUGUGCUGUUCAUCUUAAUGGUGUCCCUGGAGUUCAGCACUUCUCAUUUCCAUACUGAGGUGAGAGAACUGAAUGAAAAUGGUGUUGAGAGAUGGAGAAAUGAUCGGAGGCAGAAACGAGAAUGGAUUAAAUUUGCUGCAGCCUGCAGGGAAGGUGAAGAUAAUUCAAAGAGAAAUCCAAUUGCCAAGAUCCGAUCAGAUUGUGAAGAAACUCAACAAAUUACUUAUAAAAUCUCUGGAGCAGGAAUUGAUAGUCAUCCCUUUGGAGUAUUUAUUAUUAAUCAAAGAACUGGUGAAAUUAAUAUAACAAAAAUAGUAGAUCGAGAGGAGAACCCAAUUUUUGUUAUUCAAUGUUUUGCUUUGAAUGCUAUCACUGGGGUAUCAGUGGAAUCACCACUUGAACUUCGAGUUCGGGUUCUGGAUGUAAAUGACAACCCACCAAUAUUUACACAAACUACCUUCGCAGGAUCAAUUUUCGAAAGCAGCAUGGAAAACACCUUAGUACUGAAAAUCACUGCUACCGAUGCAGAUGAGCCAAACAAUCUGAAUUCCAAAAUUGCCUACAAGAUAGAGAGUCAGAAUCCUGGAGGCCCAUCGAAGUUUAUUUUGAACACAGAGACUGGAGAACUUCACAUUGCAAAUAUCCUUGACAGAGAGGAGCAUGGUAGCUACUCUCUGCUUGUGAAAGCCACAGACAGGAAUGGAGGUCCGGAUGGAAUCUCUUCUGAAUGUUUUUGUGAAGUUACUGUCCAAGAUGUGAAUGAUAACUUUCCAACUCUUUCACAGAGCUCGUAUUCAGUAAGCAUUUCAGAAAAUUCACUCAGUCAAGAUCUGAUGAGGAUACAGGUUUUUGAUGCAGAUCAAGAAUAUACAGAUAAUUGGUAUGCACAAUUCUACUUCAUAAGUGGGAAUGAGAACAACCACUUUGAAAUAAUAACAGACCAAACAACUAAUGAGGGUAUUCUGAGAGUUGUGAAGGAAAUUGAUUAUGAACAAUUCUCAAGCAUACCUUUGAGCAUUGGUGUUCGAAACAUAGCUCCUUUCCACUAUUCAGUGGCUUCUCAGUAUCAAGCUCAUGGUACCCCAAUAAUGGUAACUGUAAUCAAUGUUAAUGAAGGACCAGCAUUUAGUCCAUCUACAAUAACUGUCACUGCAUCAGAGGGCUUAACAAAUGAAAAUAUACUUACUUACAAAGUUGGAACAUUUGAAGCCGUUGACCAGGAUACAGGGACAGUUGCUACUAAUGUCCGCUAUAUGAUGGGACGUGAUCCAGCUGCCUGGUUUCAAAUCAACCCCAAAACUUCUGUCAUCACUUUUAAAAAAGUGAUUGAUCGUGAGUCAAUCUAUGUAGUCGAUGGGAAAUACACAGCAGAAAUUCUAGCUAUUACUACAGGCAGACCUGAGAGAACAGCCACUGGUACCAUUGUGCUUACAAUUAAAGAUGUAAAUGAUAACUGCCCAACUGUGACAAAAGAAAUUAGAAAAGUAUGUAUGAACAGUCCAUCAAUAGUAAUCACAGCGAACGAUCCAGAUGCUCAUCCAUUUGGAAUACCUAUUACAUUUUCCAUAGUCAACCAGCCUCAGCCAGCUAUAUGGAAAAUCAGAAUAGUGAAUGAAAACUCUGCAGAAUUGUUCUCUCAGAAUAUGCAAUUUUAUGUAUAUGAAAUCCACAUUCAAACGACAGACAACAGUGGCAGAAGCUGUGAAAGGCCACAUAUAGUCCCAUUGCAAGCCUGUCACUGUGAUCAUAAUGGAAUAUGUAUCAGUGGUGCUACUCAAAGGAUUGUUGGUGGUGGCAGUGCUGGUGGCAGUGCUGGUGGAGGAGGAGCUGGUGGAGGAGGAAUGGGUGGGGGAGGAGGAGGAAUGGGUGGGGGUGGGGGAGGAGGAGGAAUGGGUGGGGGAGGAGGAGGAGGAGGAAUGGGUGGGGGAGGAGGAGGAACGGGUGGGGGAGGAGGAGGAACUGGAACUUGGGGUGGUGGUGGCAGUGCUGGUGGCGGUGCUGGUGGAGGAGGAACUGGUAUAGGUGGUGGAGGAGCAGGAGGAACAGGUGGAGGAGCAGGAGGAACAGGUGGAACAGCAGGAGGAACUGGAACUUGGGGUGGUGAAUCUGGUACUGGAACUUGGGGCGGUGAGUCUGGUACAGGUGGUGCUGGUGGAGGAGCUGCUGGCAGUAUUGGAGGUGAUAUGGGUGGAGGUAAUGGUUAUGAUGAUUAUCGCGACACUUAUGGUGGGAAUAUUGGCCAAAGAGCAUUAGGCUCAACAACACUUAGUGCCACUGCCGUCGGACUGAUGUUUCUUGGAGGACUAAUAUUUGUGCUGGUUCCAAUUCUAAUGUCACAGUCUGACUGCUGUGGCUAUUGUGGCUCUGGUCCUGUUGGUGGAAGUGGAGGUGUUGGGUUUGAGCCUGUGCCUGAAUGCUCAGAAGGGGCUAUUCAUUCAUGGGGAAUCGAAGGAGCACAGCCCGAAGACAGGGACGUUUCAAAUAUUUGUGCGCAACAAGUAGCUACAAGUAGAGGUGAUUUUGCUGAUUCCUCGGAUAUCUAUACAACUAAGUAUGGAGAUGGAGGGAUUGUGAGCUCAGGAGUUGAAGAAACUACAGGACUUGGAGCUGUUAAAGGCUAUGGAACAACUGUAGGUUAUGGAACAACCACAGGCUAUGGAACAACAGGAAGAAAAGAAGCAUUUGGAGGGACGAUAAAAGAAUAUAGAGAAAGUGGAGUGAAUAUGGCUUUCUUAGACAGUUAUUUUUCUGAGAAAGCUUUUGCCUAUGCAGAUGAAGAUGAAGGCAGACCUGCAAAUGACUGCCUACUGAUAUAUGAUCAUGAAGGUAUAGGCUCUCCUGUUGGUUCCAUUGGCUGUUGCAGUUUCAUUGGAGAUGACCUGGAUGACACCUAUCUGGAUACACUGGGACCAAAGUUUAGGACUCUGGCAGAAAUCUGCUUGGGUGUAGAAAUUGAGCCCUUCCCAGAUGCCACCAUGCCUCGGCCACCACUUCCCAAUCCUGAACUUGAUAUCAGCCUGCCACCACCUGGAACUACCAUUAUUGUUAAUACAUCUUCACCUAUGCCUCCACCUCCUCCUGUUGGCAGCACAACGGUUGUUACUGAGAACACAUACACAACUACUUCCAAUGUUCAGCCUCCAAGACCUAUGCCACCUGACCCUAUGCUUCAUGGUAAUGUAGUGGUGACGGAGACUUACACAUCUGGGUCAACAAUGAAACCUCCCACAAUCAAUGUUGAUCCCCUAUGUGCAUCAAAUGUAGUGGUAACAGAAAGGGUGCUUGCUCCUUCCAAUGUCACUGAUAUACAUGGCAUGAUAGAUAUUCCUGAGCUACCAGAAGGGUCAAAUGUUGUGGUCACAGAAAGGGUAAUUGCACCUAAUUCAAGGAUACCCACUUCUAUGAGCAUUCCUGAUUUGGCUGAUGGGUCAAAUGUAGUUGUGACAGAAAGAGUUAUUCGACCUGCCGCUAGCUUCCAGGGCAAUUUAAGCAUUCCUUCUGAAUUAUCAAGUGGACGUAAUGUGGUUGUUACAGAAAGAGUGGUGUCUGGGGCAGGUAUGAGUGGCAUCAGCGGUAUGAGUGGCAUCGGCGGUAUGAGUGGCGUCGGCGGUAUGAGUGGCGUCAGCGGUAUGAGUGGCGGUGGUAUGAGUGGCGUCGGAAGUCUAGGUGGCAUCACAGGCCAGAUGCUCAGUCCUGAUAAUCUCCUAAGCCAGACAAUUGGAUCUGCUUCCCCUGGCACAACUAGAAGAAGGGUAACCAAGUACAGCACAAUUCAAUAUUCUAAUCCAUAAGGCCCCUUGUGGUUACACACUGUUGCAAAGCUUCUUAUUUAGAACCUUCCCCCCACCCCAGAUUCACCACUGAAUGAUAUUUUUAUUUAUACAUAGCAAAUCACACUAGAGAGGGGGGAAAGAGAUUCUUGAUUUUUAAAAAGAAUCUCUUAAAAGUUAUUCCAUUCCAAAAGGAAAUUCAGAGGUACUGCCAAUAUAGGAAGCUUGGGUACAUUUUUUCAAAUGUUAUAGGGUACAUAAUAGUGUUCAGAAACCAUUGGUACAGCCUUUUGUAUGUACCUAGUGUUGAAGAGUCUUGUUGGUUUACAGAUCACUUUCAUUCAGUCAUUUAGUGAAAGUGCUCUGUAUUUGUUCACCUUUUUUUCUUUCUGCCAGCAUGACAAGGAAAUGAAACUGAGCUCCAGAUAACAUUUAGAAGAAGCUUGGAACACUAGCUGAGCUAUUUCACUCAGCUCUGAAGCUGCUUGCCUUAUUGCAUAGCACUUGUAUAUAAUCUGUUCUGAGUAAUAACACCAGAUGUGAUGGAUGCGUAGUUCAUUUACAUAUACCACACAGGCAAUCAAUAUAGCAGACUUUUACAGUGAGAGGCACUGCUCUAGCAGUAGAAGGUUUCAGAAAGUAUAAGGUUUAAACUGAAUGUUACAUGUCACAGCUAUAUUUAUGAAUGAUGAGGGCGUGUUUACCUGCAAGCCCACUUUGCACAUCAUCAGAUCUCAGAAAACAUCAUCACUGUUCUUUAGAAUAUUCUGUGAUGAAGUGUUUGAAUACAAGCUCUUCCCUUUUAGCCAUACAGAUUGGCUUGGGUAUGAAACUAUUAGCAAUGUUAGGCUGUAUGUCCAGUUCCUCUAGCUUUCUACUUAUUUUUUAUGUAUGCUUACAUACAUACCUUACUGUAUGUAGUUUAUUGGCAGAAAAGAAAUAAAAGAGGAUGGUAAAAUUUUGAUAUCAAAAAGACCACGCAAGAUAGAUUGUGCAGGAAUGAGAGAAGGAAUACAUAGUAUUAUAUUUUUAAAAUAAAUUUGAAUAUUAAAAAGAAGAAAUAUGCUCUGCCAAAUCUGUAUUUCCACAUUAACUUAUUUGACUAAAUGUUUGCCAUAAAGUUUUACAUGCUACUGCAGACACUAAGGCUGAAAUCCUAUGUAUGCUUGCAUAGGACUUCCCAUUUAAAUCAGUGGGAUUCUUAUAUGAGUAAAUGUAUUAAGGAUUGUGCCGCACAAAUCUUUUCUGUGUUGUUCACUACUUUCACUGAUAGUUUAUAAAACAUAUUCAGCUGGGUUAAAAAAAAUUGAAAAUAUAUCAUCUAUUGUUUGGGGUCCAAAGAGUUACUUGAGAGAGAGCUUCUAUAACUGGAUGUACCCAGUGGGAUUUUUUAACUCCUCCACCACCACCACCACCACCACCACUUUGAUAGCACAUGCAGUGCUAGAUGAAAACACUGACAAAUGACAAGACAAUGCUAAUGAAGGUAAAGACUCUUGUGUUGGCUGUUGCAAGUUAAUUAGAAAUAAUCUCCCAUCAUUUUCAAAAAGAGCUUGCCAUGUGGCAUGGGGUACUGCUAUCUGAGGUUUACAGUUAUAAAGCCCCUUGGGCAGGCAGAAGCAGUUGCCUAGUUCUUUGGGUCCUGGCUUCCAUGUUUUAGUUAUGUACCAUAUGUAAACUAAAAGUAACUGCAAUGCAGAAAACACACAUUGUAGUGUAAAUACAAUAGUGAUUCACAAGAAUCCACCCCACCCCCCAGCUAAACUUGUAAUAAGCAGUUCUCUAUAUCUUGGAUGUUUCCCAUUAUUUGAGGUAGGCAUAUGCAGACAUUUUAGGACACUGUUUUAGAGCUACUUAGCACUACUUCCACUGCUACAUUUCCUUGAUUACAUGUAUUUUCUUCUGUUUGAAGAUUUUUCAGCUUCACCAAACAAACUACCAAAGCUUCUUUAGAUUACAGGUUAUAUAGAGAUAGGGGCUUAACAUCCUGCCUAAAUUACUCAGUACAAAUCCUAUUAAAAUAAGUAGUCCAUUAGAAAACUGUUACAAUCACACAACAAUAAAUCCCCCUCCUUUCCUUUUUUUUUUUUAAAGGCUUUUUGAAAUUAUUGAAAAUGUGUGUAGAGAAACUGUCAGAAAUAGUUGAACAGGCACAUAUUUCCCAUGUCAAGAGAGCCAGAUGCGACUAAGCAGGUACUGCAAUCUUAUCAGGUACUAGUAACAUCUGGCUUUUAAUUGCAAAGAUGUUUACCUUCAGCCAUUGUCCAGACACUUCACUACUCCCAUUUUAAAACAUGUGCAAGGAAAUGCAACUUUAGAAGCAACCUUUAGAAAGUACCUGUUCAGAUUUCUUUGGAUCUGUGCAGUUUCAGAGGUUUGUCUCUUAAAUACUGUAAAAGCAUAUCUACACUCUCAACCUUGAUCAGUUUUAUACAGUUUAGCGACAAUAGCUUCCCCUCAGGAUCGUGGAAAUUGUAGUUUUUUUAUGUACUGCUGAGAAUUCUCUGUUGGAGUUUCCUAGCCUCCCUCCCUCAACUACAAUUCCCAAGAUUCGCUAUAUAGUAAUAUUCUAACUAUAUUAUGUAGAUAUGCACAUAUGUUGUUUAUGUAUGAACUAAUGCCCAUUGCAGAAACAAACGCCAUUGUUCCUAUUUCAUUUGUAAAGGAUUCUCUCUUAUGAUUGAAAUAAGAUGUGUAUUUUAUGUAAAAUCUCUGCCAGGUAUUUGAUAUUGAUUUGGUUAUUGUCAUAAAUGUUAAUAACUAUUAUUGCGGAACAGCACAAAUCCCUUAUUCAAAUGGAGUACCACUUCAUUGUUCUUAUGGGAAAGUCCUGAACAAUGUGAACAGGAGUGGCUGCAAAUUUACGGGAAAGAUCAUUUAGUUUUACAAACUAAGAUUUAAGGGAAAUAUUUUCUCUUUACGUUCAACUAACGCAAAGCCAGCUAGUCAAAUUACUCUCCCCAGUAUAUAUCAUACACACAUACUAUGAUAAAUAUUAGUGUGUGCCUUUUAAAAAAGAUAUGCAUCCUUUCACAGUACAUUUUAUGCUAAUAAAAAUGUAAUUUCCAUGUUACAUUACUGUAAUUCUCAGAGUCACACGUUUUUUCUUUGUUACUUUGUUGGAAUGAAUUUUAUAUUUGAAUUUGUCUGGGAGUAAAUCUAUCACAAAAGCAUAACUUUUAAAAUGAAAGUGUUUUGUGGAAUAAAGACUUUCUGUCUUGGUUAGUUCUAGUUUUCAAUGAUACUCUUUACAAAGAUUUUGUUGAAUGCUUACAAAUAGGCUUUAAUACUUGCUUUACUUGCUUUCUCAAUUAUAAACUACCAAUAACUCAUUUCUUUAAGUUGCAUGCCCAAAGCAUUUCUGAACGUUAACUCCCAUUGCUCUUUCCCCCCCUGAUGUGAUCGGGUUUAUUUUUUAUUUUUUAUUAAGUUUUGUUUGUGAGUUACUGCUGGAGCUCUGAGAUUACAAUCAAUUGGCAAACGUUUGUUUUAAGAUGUAAAGCAAUUGUUCAGUUAAAUAAAAACUUCUG